This is a messenger RNA of Vidua chalybeata, 4574 nucleotides long. It is a transcript of the gene ITGA10, whose product is annotated as integrin subunit alpha 10. The coding region runs from base 805 to 4284 and encodes 1159 amino acids. The record is from RefSeq and is a predicted model, not a curated record. Gene Ontology annotation, biological process: integrin-mediated signaling pathway; cell adhesion mediated by integrin; cell-matrix adhesion. Gene Ontology annotation, cellular component: external side of plasma membrane; integrin complex. The transcript has 30 exons. Lineage: Eukaryota; Metazoa; Chordata; Aves; Passeriformes; Viduidae. Gene Ontology annotation, molecular function: integrin binding.
UUCCCCUGUGACCCACCUGGUGGGGCCCUGCCUGGGCGGGGCCGGAGCUGCACAGUCGCUGUUUGUCUGGUUUUCUCCUCAUUCCUUGGGUGGUUUUUUGGUUUUUUUUUUUGCUGUUUUUGUUUUUUCUUUAAAUUCCCCCAAAAAUUCCAGCCCAUCCCACAGCCGCUGGCAGCACAAGUUUCCCUCUGUCCUAAAAUCGCAGAGUUCGAAUUUUUUUCCUUUUUUUUUUUUUUUUUUUUUUUCCUUUUCCUUUUUUUUUUUUUUUUUUUUUUUUUUUUUUUUUUCCCAAAAGCUCAGCCCCGGCUGGUGGCGGUGUCACCCGGAGGACGUGGCAACCCAAAAUCCACCUAAAUCCACCCAAAAUCCACCCAAACCCCCCCACCCCAAACCCCAAACCCCUUUUUUCCACCCCCCCAACUCCUGACUGUCCCCACAGGUAUCUCUGUGGUUCGUUCUUUGGGGGAAAUGCACAUUUUUUUUUCAUCCCAUUUUCCCAGAAAAAGUGGGAAAAAUCCCCUUUCCAGCACCCCCCAAACACCCAGAACCCACCCCAAAAAAAAAAAAUUCUGCACCCACCUCCUCCUCUUCUUCCUGUGUUUUUUACCACUUUGCCCGUUUUUUUCCCGAAAUUUUGCCUCCCCCCACCCUCCAAAACCACAUUUAUUUUUAGCAGCCAAUUGAAGAUGAAGGAGGAGGGAAAAUAUACUUGGGAAAAAAAAAAAAAAAAAAAAAAAGAGGAAAGAAAAAAGGGAAAAAAAAAAUAAAAAAAAGAACCCGGGAUUUUGUCAAAGAGCCGCGGCGAUGUGGGGUGUGGGGAACCCGGGCGUGCUCCUGCCGCUGCUCCUGCUCCCAGGGCUCGGCCCGGCCUUCAACCUGGACGUGCGGCGUUCGCGGCUCUUCCGGGGGCCACCCGAGUCCCAGUUUGGCUACCGGGUGCUGCAGUGGGGGGGCGAUGGGGACAAGUGGCUGCUGGUGGGGGCGCCGUGGGAUGGGGAUGGCCAAGGCGACAUCUACAAGUGCGACGUGGGACCCCAAAACUCCUCCUGUGCCAAGGCCAACCUCGGGGCCGCAGUUCCCUGGCUCAGGAGCAGCGCCGGCCGCCUGGGGAUGACGCUGGUGGACUCCAAGGAUGGGGGCUUUGUGGCGUGCGCCCCGCUUUGGUCCCAGGAAUGCGGCACCUCCGCGUUCAGCUCCGGCCGCUGCGUCCAGCUCGACCAGGAGCUCCAGCCCGUGGGCACCAUGGCGCCCACAGCCCAGCGUUGUCCUACCUACAUGGACAUCGUCCUGGUUCUGGAUGGCUCCAACAGCAUCUACCCCUGGGAGGAGGUGCAGGCGUUCCUCGGGAACAUCCUGGCGCGCUUCUUCGUCGGCCCCGGGCAGACCCAGGUGGGGGUGCUGCAGUACGGGGAGCACCUGGUGCAGGAGUGGGCGCUGGGGCAGCACCCCACGGCCCAGAGCCUGCUCGAGGCCGCGCGGAACCUGACGCGGCAGGAGGGGAGGGAGACCAGGACAGCCAUGGCCAUCCGGGAGGCAUGCACCGCGUCGUUCAGCCCGGCGCGGGGCGGGCGCCCGGGGGCCACGCGGCUGCUGCUGGUGGUGACGGACGGGGAGUCCCACGACGGGGACGAGCUGCCCGCGGCGCUGGCCGAGUGCGACCGCCACAACGUCACCCGCUACGCCAUCGCCGUGCUGGGGCAUUACCUGCGGCGGCAGCAGGAUCCCGAGGAUUUCAUCCGGGAGAUCAAGUCCAUCGCCAGCGACCCUGACGAGAAGUAUUUCUUCAAUGUCACGGAUGAGGCCGCCCUCAACGACAUCGUGGAUGCUCUGGGAGAUCGGAUCUUCAGCCUGGAAGGCACCCACGGGGACAACGAGAGCGCCUUCGAGCUGGAGAUGUCCCAGAUCGGCUUUUCCAUCCACCACCUCGAGGACGGGAUCCUCUUUGGAAUGGUCGGAGCCCAUGACUGGGAGGGGGGUGUGCUGGAGGAGAGGCAGCGAGGGCGCGUGGUUCCAGCCCGGGAGGCGUUCCAGGAGGAAUUCCCGCCGCAGCUGAAGAACCACGCGGCCUACCUGGGGUACUCGGUGUCCUCGCUGCAGCUCCCGGGGGGGCAGCGCCUGUUGGUGGCCGGUGCCCCCCGAUUCCAGCACAAGGGCAAGGUCGUCCUCUUCCAGCUGGACCCCACGGGGGCCGUGACGGUGGCCCAGGCGCUGAUGGGGGACCAGAUCGGCUCCUACUUCGGCAGCGAGGUCUUGGCCCUGGACCUGGAGGGAGAUGGGGACAGCGAGCUGCUGCUGGUGGCCGCGCCCACCUACCUGGGGGGCCAGAGCAGGGAGAUGGGGAGGGUCUAUGUGUACCGUGUGGGGCAGGACCGCCUGAGCCCCGCGGGGUCGCUGCACCCCGAGCCGAGGCCGCAGGAUUCCAGGUUCGGCUCCGCCCUGGGCGCGGUGCCCAACCUGAGCCAGGACGGGCUGGCCGGAGCCGUGGUGGGGGCUCCGCUGGAGGACGGGCACCGCGGGGCUCUCUACGUGUUCCACAUCGCCCCGGGCACCCUCCUGCCCCGGUACAAGCAGCGCAUCGAGGCGGCGGCGCUGGGCUGGAGCCUCCGGUAUUUCGGGAUCAGCGUGGACGGACGGGUGGACAUGGACGGGGACGGACUGGUGGACGUGGCCGUGGGGGCGCAGGGGGCGGCCGUGCUGCUGCGGUCCCGCUGGAUCAUCCAGGUGUCCGCGGGGGUGUCGGUGGAGCCGGCGGCUGUCAGCGUCACCCGGCGGAACUGCCGGCGCGGCGGCUCCGGCGCCGUCUGCCUCCGCGCCCGGAUCUGCUUCCGCAGCUGGACCCGCGCACGGAACCCCCCUGUGGACAUGCAUGUCGAUCUCCGGUACAACGUGUCCCUGGAGGAGCGGAGCCCGGGAUCCCGAGCCGCCUUUGACUCCGGUGCCCGCCGGCUGCUCCAGCGCCGCACGGAGCUCCCGCUGGGCGGGCAGAGCUGCACCCGCGUCCCCUUCCACGUCCUGGACACCUCGGAUUACCUGCGGCCCCUCAGCCUCAGCCUCACCUGGGCGCUGGAUGCGGCUGCAAGGGCGGUGCUGGAUGAGGCGUCUCCCACCACCAUCCGCAAACUGAUCCCGUUUUUCAAGGACUGCGGGGACGACGACGAGUGUGUCACCGACCUGGUGCUCAAGGCCACCACGGACAUCGUGGGCUCCAGGCAGAGCCCCCACAUCGUGCGGAAGGGCCGGAGGCGGAUGCUGGUGGAGGUGGAGCUGGAGAACCGGGGGGAGAACGCCUACAACGCCAGCCUGUGGCUGCACCUGCCCGGGAACCUCCACUUCUCCAGCCUCGUGCUCCAGGAUCCCAGCCCGGCGAAGCUGGAGUGCUCGGCGCUGGGGGGGCACCGCCGGCGCUGCAGCGUGGGCUACCCCGUCUUCCGCUCGCAGGCCAAGGUGUGCUUCACCCUGGAGCUGGAGUUCAGCUGCUCCGUCCUGCUGGACCGCGCCGAGGUCACGCUCAGGGCCACCAGUGACAGCAGCGAGGCCACGCCGCAGGACAACGCGGUCAAGCUCUCCGUGCCCAUCCGCUACGAGGCCAACCUGUUCCUGUCCAGUGACACCAACCUCCAUCGCUACGAGCUCCCCCCCCCGGGCACCUUCACCCCCAGCUCCGGCCCCGAGUUCAGCACCACGGUCAAGGUGCAGAAUUUGGGGUGUUACCCCCUCCAGAACGUCACCCUGCACAUGGCCCUGCCGGUGCUGGGCCACCAGCGGGCCACCAUGCUGUCUGUCACCGGUGUCCUGGCUGAGAACGCCACCUGCGGGCUGCACCCCCCCGAUGGGGGCACCCCAAGAGCGCUCCCGGUGCCCCCCGAGGAUCUGCUGCACAGCGAGAGGCUGGACUGCUCCAACACGCGGUGCCAGGAGCUGCGCUGCGCUCUGGGGCGGCUGGAGCGGGGCGGGGGCGCCUCCAUCGAGCUCCUGCGGAGCCUCCGCGGAGCCGCCUUCGGUGGGGUGAAAUUCCGGAGCCUGAGGAUCGUCAGCAGCGUCUGGCUGGGGGUCGGGGGGGGGCUCCUGGUGCUGGAGGAGGGGGCGCAGCGCCGGGAGCUGGUGCUGGAGCUGCUCCGGGCCAGGCCGGUGCCCGUGUCCCUGUGGAUCCUGGGGGGCAGCGCCCUGGGGGGGCUCCUGCUCCUGGCACUGCUCAGCCUCGGCCUCUGGAGGCUCGGAUUCUUCUCCCACGCGAAGCCCCCCCGGGAUGAGGAUGAGGAUGAGGAUGAGGAUGAGGAGCAGUGAGGGGCGGCUCCCGGGCGGUUCCGGCGCGGGGCCGGGGCCGGAGCUGGGAGUGGGAGAGGUGGGAAUGAGCUGGAACGUGAAUCAGAAAAUAAAAUAAAAUAAAAUAAAAAUUCAAAAAUCAAGAAAUAAAUAAAAUAAAAUAAAAUAAAAUAAAAUAAAAUAAAAUAAAAUAAAAUAAAAUAAAAUAAAAUAAACAAGAAAUAAAAUAAAGUAAAAAUAAAAUUUAAAAAUUGAGAAAUAAAAUAAAAUAAAAAUUCAAAAAUCAAGAAAUAAAUAAAAUAAAAUAAAAA